This is a messenger RNA of Closterium sp. Yama58-4, 978 nucleotides long. Lineage: Eukaryota; Viridiplantae; Streptophyta; Zygnematophyceae; Desmidiales; Closteriaceae. The record is from the annotation of a GenBank genome assembly.
AUGAGCGCCGUGACCAUCACGCAAGUCAAGGUGCUCGACAACCCCGGGCCGUUCCUCUCGCCGCUCCGCCUCGAGAUCUCCUACGACUGCAUCCGGCCGUUGGAGGACGAUUUGGAGUGGUCGAUAGUGUAUGUGGGGUCAGCCAACGACCCGGCGUAUGAUCAGGUGCUGGAGAGCGUUUUGGUCGGCCCAGUCAACGUUGGCAGCUUCAGGUUCAUCCUCGAAGCAGACCCACCCGAAGUGUCCAAAAUCGCGGAGGGCGAGAUCCUAGGAGUCACCGUUCUGCUGCUCACAUGCGCAUACCGAGAGCAGAAGUUUAUCCAAGUCGGGUACUAUGUCAAUAACGAGUACGUGGACGAGGCGCUGCAGCAGGAACCCCCUCCCAAGGUCGUGUUCGAUAAGCUAUCGCGCAACAUUUGGGCUGAGAAGCCCAGAGUGACCAAAUUUGCCAUCAAUUGGGACCCAGUGGGAGGGUCGGGGUAUGAGGGAGGGUCAGGGCAUGUGGGAGACGCGAUGAUGGAGGAUGGAGGUCAAGGGGUAGGGUAUGAUGGGGAAGGCGAGCAUCGGAGCUUUGGUAUUGGAUCGGAGCCUGCCCCUUGGGUUCCAGUUGAAUCAGUUGACACUGCAGCAGCGCACACAGGAGAUGCAACAGUUACCGAUGCAGUUGUUACUGGGGCAGUGGCCGGUUUAAGUGCCGGAGAUGGAGCAGGAAGUCUGGAAUUAGUGAGUGGUGCAGGGAGCACAAAAGCCACAGAAGCCACAGAGGGUGCAGAGGUUAUAGAGGCUACAGAGGUAACAGCAGCCGAGGCUGCAGCUGUGGGCCGGACUGAGAUGGAUGUAGCCUCGGAACCAGCAUGUGGUGCAGCUCAUGUCUCUGGUGUUGAAGGUCAAGACAAUGGCGUGUGUGCGUCGGCUAUGCAAGAUAGGGAUGCAGAGGCUCUGUUUCAAGGCAGCCUGAGGGUGCAAGAGAGCUGCUGA